CUAACAGGUCAAAACACUGAAAAAGAAAGUCACAUACAAAUUACAUGUCCAGCAUAGAACUCCCAUUGUUGGCCUAACUGCACCAUGUUUAAUUCUGCAGGGUUUUUGAUUCUGCUGGUUAAAUAAUGCUUCUUAACCUAAAACAUAUCAGAAACGUUUGGAUUUUAAUUUAUCUAUCAACCGUUAUUUCCUUGCCAGCUAUUAUCAUAGAGUGCAAGACUGCACUGUUUUUUUUUGUAAUUGAAUCGUUAUUAGAAAAAUUAGUAAACAAUAUGCACUGAGGUGAACAUUUAGAAAUAGAAAUUAGCCUCCUUUGUUUUGGUCUCUCUCAUGUGUGCUGAUCAUAUAAGCUUCAGUUAUAUUACAAGCUUCUUACACACAAUGUUUAACUAUUACUCUUAGUUUAUCUUGAAAAAUGCAAGGAAAAUUGAAUAAGUUCAGACAUGAAUGAAAGCAAAAGAAGAUAAAAAUUCAAGGGUGAAGUUAACAAUUAUUGUUACAGGAGUGAAGAUCAAUCAUUUUCUAACCGUGCCUAAAAAAUGCUGAUUUUUAAGAGACUAAGCAGAGAGCAUUAUAGCAGAAAAUCCAAGUAAACUGUCAGAUUCACCUAGUAGAGACUUUUUAUCCAGCUGUGUAAGUGUGCAGAAUUUGACUCAAAACUGCCUCUAACUGGUGGCUUAGCUGUUGGUCGUCAUGGAAACGUUUCAAGCACUGGUGAUGAGCUGAUAGAUUGUAUUGGGCCUUCAUAACACUUUUGUACCAACGGGCUAUUGUACUUAGAUGAUUCACUGUGUGCGGAGAGUCAUUCUGACUCUCGGUGUCAGUUUGAAUACAGACUGUGGAGGAGGAAAGGCGCUGAAAUGCAGGGUCCCAGCCGCAAGUCCCUCGCCGUAGAGUUUGCGAACAGUUUCUGGAAGAAGAGGAGGCACUCAGCCUCAGAUGUCCUCCUCAGAGCUGUUCAGAGGCGACGCAGCUCGGCUGUCGAAAUGCUCUCUUCUUCCUCGCGUCGGGUUAUGUUGGCUGUGAGCAUGACCGAGGCACAGGCAGACCCGAAUGGAAGGAAACCUAGCACGAGAAUCCCAACUGCAAAAUAUACCAAAGUUGGAGAGACACUGCGACAUGUCAUCCCAGGUCACAUGCAGUGUUCGAUGACCUGUGGGGGCCGUGCCUGCAAGUAUGAAAACCCAUCACGCUGGAGUGACCAGGAACAAGCAGUCAAAGGCCUGUAUUCCUCAUGGAUAACGGACAACUUGCUGGCAAUGGCUAGGCCUUCGACAGAAAUCAUUGAAAAAUACAACAUUAUUGAACAGUUUCAAAGAUAUGGUGUAAAGACCAUAAUUAAUCUGCAACGCCCUGGAGAACACGCAAGCUGUGGGAAUCCAGUAGAGCAAGAUAGUGGUUUCACUUACCGGCCAGAGACAUUCAUGGAAGCUGGAAUUUAUUUCUAUAAUUUUGGAUGGAAAGAUUAUGGUGUGGCUUCUUUUACCACUAUUCUGGACAUGGUCAAAGUCAUGUCUUUCGCAAUCCAAGAAGGGAAAAUGGCUAUUCACUGUCAUGCGGGGCUUGGGAGAACAGGUGUUCUGUUAGCCUGUUAUUUAGUUUUUACGACAAGAAUGAGCGCGGACCAAGCAAUUCUGUUUGUGCGGGCUAAAAGACCGAAUUCAAUUCAGACCCGAGGACAGUUAUUGUGUGUCAGGGAGUUUGCCCAGUUCCUGAUCCCCUUAAGAAACAUUUUUGCCUGUGCAGAGCCAAGAGCAAAUCCCGUCACCCUGUCCCAGUACUUGACACGCCAGCGUCACCUGUUACACGGCUACGAGGCGCGCCAGCUCAAAAACGUGCCAAAAAUUAUUCAGCUGAUCUGCAAGCUACUGCUAGACGUGGCUGAAAACCGCCAGGUCAUCGAAGAAGAGAUUUUAGAGAUUCCCGACCUCUCUGCAGAGAUCGAGAAAACGGUCUCUCAGCAGGCAAUCCAACAGCUCGACAAAGAAUUACUUGGGAAAGGCAUCACUGUGGCGUCAAAACGGCUGUCGAAGGGGCCUCCAGAGAUGCCCAAUGAUUCUGUGCUUUGUAGCGAGCACGAAUUCGACCCCCUUUGGAAGCACCAGAACGAUGAACGCCUCCAGCCACUCUCUUACCUUCGGAAGCGCCUUUGCUACAGUGACUCUGACCUGAGGAGGUUGGGACCCUUCAUUAACCAAGGAGGGAGCCCUCUGCACCUGCCUGCCAGCAUGACCUUCUUCAGCUCCCUGAGUAAACACUACCUGUCUCAGAACAACCUAGCGCAAGCUUGUGAUUCUACCGAGACCCCCUUUGCGCCCUUGCCAAGGUCAGAGAACGGCAGCAGCAAGCUGGAUCCUUUAUUCUGCUCGUCGAGCGUGUGGGACCAGAAGAAGCUCAUCAGCUCCGUUGAACGAAAGAAAGGUUCUCCCCUCUACCAAAGGCGAAGGCAACCCAAAGAAAUACAGCGCAGCAGAACCUUCUCGUUGGGGUCCAGUGAAAAGAGCAGGCAACAGGAAUCCGGUCGGUCACUGGCUGAUAGAAACCCAUUGGCUUCUGUCCACAGUGUGGAGUUCGAUGCAGAAACCCAGCAGAAAGACGGCAGCGCAGAUGGUAAAAAUGCCUGUCUCUUCCAGAUAAAAGACAGGUCCAAGGCAUCAACAGCAGUCUUGGACGCAGUGUUUCAGUGUUGGGAUGAAGACACAGACAGGUCAGAAGAGAUACCGUGCAUUACACUGCAGUCUGAGCUGACUCUUGAAUCCAGGAGAGUGCUGGUAGCUCGAGCGCUUGCAACUGACAUGGACAUGGAUGGGGAGGAAGACUAUAAAGAUAAAGUUCUGAACUGGCAGAAGGAGCUCAAUUCCAAGGAGGGUGCUUGGGAGAGGAUAUGCACUGAGAGAGACCCCUUUGUACUCUCUGGUCUGAUGUGGUCUUGGCUCGAGCAGCUGAAGGAGCCUGUUAUAACCAAAGAAGAUGUGCAAGCACUGGAAAAUAAAAGUAUAGAUCCCCAUAGUGCUCUGUACUCACUGGACAAGGGGCCUCAUCAGACCUUGAUUUGUAUUCUAGACUGUUUAGCACAUGUACAGACAAUACCAGAGGAAGUGGAACAGGCUUUUCUUCAGCGUACCAUAAGAGCUUUUACCAGGAUUGGAUUGGAUUCUGAUGACGGGCCUGUGAUUUAUAAUACCAUGAGAAGAAUCUUAACACCGGUUUUGCACGAGAUGAGAAGACAAGCAAUGGAAGAGGCAGAGAAUGCCUGUUACUGUGUUCAUGUUCCUUAAACUUGCACUGGUGGCGAUCAGCAUGCUGGGCUCCCCCUGGAGGGAGUGCAGAACAGUGCCGAAAGGGGCAGGACCUUAAAAAGUGAAUAAUCCCAGAUGCUGAAAAUGAGUCCACUGCAGAAACGUUGUCUGCUGCUAUUUAUCUUUUUGUUGUUGUAGUUUUUAAAUGUGGUUCAAAAAGACGCAAUGUUUUUCAGCAUCAAGAUGUGAUUGUGUUUGCAACUAUUUAUUUUGUUUCGUAUUCAACUCCCCGUACUGCCAUAAUAUUUAAGUGCCACAAUGCUAUGUUGAGAGGUUAUUUUGAAUGCACUGUAUGUGAAUAGUGUGUAAAUGUGUCUUUUAUCAAUAUUGUGAACUUAUAUUUACAGUAUCCAAGUGUACCAUCAAUGUCGACUGUUCGGUUUCUGCAAUUUCUGAUUGUUAGAAAUUCUGGGGUGUCAAACUUUAGUUAAAUUCUGUAUUACAGUGCUUGUUACAUUUAGAAUUACUUUUGUUAAAAAUGAAUAAACCAUUUGCUACAGCAUCUCAGACAAAGUAGAUAAUGGUUGUUUUAAUAAACUAAUUUAAAAAGUA
Messenger RNA from Lepisosteus oculatus (spotted gar), 3851 nucleotides. It is a transcript of the gene ptpdc1a, whose product is annotated as protein tyrosine phosphatase domain containing 1a. Gene Ontology annotation, molecular function: protein tyrosine phosphatase activity; protein tyrosine/serine/threonine phosphatase activity. Gene Ontology annotation, biological process: cilium assembly; protein dephosphorylation. Gene Ontology annotation, cellular component: cytoplasm. The record is from RefSeq and is a predicted model, not a curated record. NCBI's taxonomy places the organism in Eukaryota, Metazoa, Chordata, Actinopteri, Semionotiformes, Lepisosteidae.